This is a messenger RNA of Aspergillus wentii DTO 134E9, 1335 nucleotides long. RefSeq names its product succinate--CoA ligase (GDP-forming) subunit beta. Gene Ontology annotation, biological process: succinyl-CoA metabolic process; tricarboxylic acid cycle. The transcript has 8 exons. The record is from RefSeq and is a predicted model, not a curated record. Gene Ontology annotation, molecular function: ATP binding; succinate-CoA ligase (ADP-forming) activity. NCBI's taxonomy places the organism in Eukaryota, Fungi, Ascomycota, Eurotiomycetes, Eurotiales, Aspergillaceae. Gene Ontology annotation, cellular component: succinate-CoA ligase complex; mitochondrion. The coding region runs from base 1 to 1335 and encodes 444 amino acids.
AUGUUCAAGCUUGCCCGUAGCAGCCGGCCAAUUGCGGCCGCCUUCAGAGCCGCGACGGGACCUUCCAUCAAGCCUAGCCUGGCCCAGCAGCACAGAAAUCUGUCUAUCCACGAAUACCUGUCCGCCAACCUCCUCAAGUCGUAUGGCGUUGGAAUGCCCAAGGGCGAGGUCGCCCGCUCCGCAGAGGAGGCUGAGGCUGUUGCUAAGUCGAUCGGUAACGACGACAUGGUCAUUAAGGCCCAGGUCCUUGCUGGUGGUCGUGGAAAGGGUUCUUUCGACAAUGGCCUCAAGGGAGGUGUGCGCGUGAUUUACUCGCCCACCGAGGCCAAGAUGUUCGCCGGCCAAAUGAUCGGACAGAAGCUCAUCACCAAGCAGACUGGUGCUCGCGGUCGCAUCUGUAACUCCGUGUACAUCUGCGAGCGCAAGUUUGCUCGUCGCGAGUUCUACCUUGCCGUCCUCAUGGACCGCGCGACCCAGACCCCCGUCAUUGUCGCCUCGUCGCAGGGUGGUAUGGACAUUGAGGCUGUUGCCAAGGAAAGCCCCGACGCUAUCAUCACUACCCCCAUCAAAAUCCACGUCGGUGUUACCGAUGAAAUCGCCCGUACCAUCGCUACCGACCUCGGAUUCUCGGAGCAGUGCAUCGAGGACGCCAAAACCACUAUCCAGAAUCUCUAUAAGGUCUUCAUGGAACGGGACGCCACUCAGAUUGAGAUCAACCCUCUGUCGGAAACCUCUGACCACGAAGUCAUGGCUAUGGACGCCAAGUUGAGCUUCGACGACAACGCCGACUUCAGACAGCAGGAGGUCUUCGAAUGGAGAGACCCUAGCCAGGAGGAUGCUGAUGAGGUUAAGGCUGCCGAGCACGGAUUGAACUUCAUCAAGCUUGACGGUGACAUUGGAUGCUUGGUCAAUGGUGCUGGUCUCGCCAUGGCCACCAUGGACAUCAUCAAGCUCAACGGUGGUAGCCCCGCCAACUUCCUUGACGUUGGUGGUGGUGCUACCCCUGCCGCCAUCAAGUCCGCUUUCGAGCUGAUCACCAGCGACCCCAAGGUCUCCGCCAUCUUCGUUAACAUCUUCGGUGGUAUCGUUCGCUGCGACGCUAUCGCCCAGGGAUUGAUCAACGUUGUGCAGGAGAUGGGUCUGCGCACCCCUAUCGUCGCUCGUUUGCAAGGUACCAACAUGGAGCAGGCUCACAAGCUGAUCAACGAAUCCGGACUCAAGAUCUUCUCCAUCGAGGACCUCCAGAACGCGGCUGAGAAGUCUGUCCAGUUCUCGAAGGUCGUCAAGAUGGCCCGUGAAAUCGACGUGGGUGUCGAGUUCACCCUCGGUAUCUAA